CAGGCACUCUGGGUAAAUAUGGCAGCUUCCUGUCUGCAUUACAGCUUUCUGCUGUGCUAGGGUCCAUUCUGUUCUUUAAUUUUAUUUCUUUCUUAUAUUUCUGUUACUUGAAUUUCGUUCUGUUCUCUAGUUUGGCAUUGUAUUCAGAGAUCAUAACGAAACAUAAAAGACAUGGAAAAGAGUGGAAGCACCGAUAGCCUCGGAUCCAAACCGUCCUCCAGGCAGCCCAGUGUGGAUUCAUUAUCCAGCACGUCCACCUCUCGCUCAGAUCGUUCUUCUCACACAAAGCAGCCCCUGACUCUUUCGUCCGACUCCGUGUCCACUUCUGCAGAGCUCUCACCAGAGCACCGGGGUAAAAGCUUUCUGGAGGUCAAGGUGCUAAGAGAGGCUAGUAAAUUGGCUCAACUGGAAGAACCUCAGUUACUACCAAAGGAAUCAAUACAGGAUAUGGCUAAAGAUGUCACUUAUAUCUGUCCCUUUAUUGGUGCCAUAAGAGGAACGCUAACUGUUACUAACUACAGACUGUUUUUCAAAUGCAUGGAUCGGGAUCCACCAUUCGUCCUUGACAUUCCCCUGGGCGUGAUCAGUCGCAUUGAGAAGAUUGGGGGAACCUCAAGUCGUGGUGAGGUGUCCUAUGGACUAGUCUGUAAAGAUAUACGAAAUCUGCGGUUUGCUCACAAACAGGAAGGUCACAACAGAAGGUCAAUCUUCGAAACCUUAAUGAGAUAUGCAUUUCCCAUUUCAAACGGCAUGCAAAUUUUUGCAUAUGAAUAUGAACAGCUGUUCCCUGAAAAUGGUUGGAAGGUAUAUGAUGCCAUUGUGGAAUACAAGAGACAGGGUUUGCCCAAUGAGAGCUGGAGAAUAACCAAGGUCAAUGACCACUAUGAGCUGUGUGACACCUACCCAGCUGCCCUGGUUGUGCCAGUCAACAUUCCCGACGAAGAACUGAAGAGGGUGGCCGUCUUCCGAGCUAAAGGCCGAAUCCCGGUGCUGUCUUGGAUCCACCCGGAGAGUCAGGCCACAGUGACAAGGUGCAGUCAGCCCAUGGUGGGGGUGAAUGGGAAACGCAGCAAGGAGGACGAGAAGUACCUGCAGGCCAUCAUGGACGCCAACGCUCAAUCCCACAAGCUCUUCAUCUUUGACGCUCGGCCCAGUGUUAACGCCGUCGCAAACAAGACCAAGGGUGGCGGCUACGAGAGCGAAGACGCCUAUCAGAACGCUGAGCUUGUGUUUCUGGACAUCCAUAACAUCCACGUGAUGAGGGAGUCCCUGCGGAAGCUCAAGGAGGUGGUUUACCCCAACAUUGAGGAGUCCCACUGGCUGUCCAACCUGGAAUCCACACAUUGGCUAGAGCACAUCAAGCUGAUCUUGGCUGGAGCCCUGCGCAUAGCCGACAAGGUGGAGUCGGGGAAGACCUCGGUGGUGGUCCACUGCAGCGACGGCUGGGACCGCACCGCGCAGCUCACCUCCCUCUCCAUGCUGAUGCUCGACAGCUACUACCGCACCAUCCGCGGCUUUGAGGUGCUCAUUGAGAAGGAGUGGCUGAGCUUCGGACACCGCUUCCAGCUGAGAGUUGGGCAUGGUGAUAAGAACCACACAGAUGCAGACCGGUCUCCAGUGUUCCUGCAGUUCAUAGACUGCGUGUGGCAGAUGACAAGACAGUUUCCUGCGGCAUUUGAGUUCAACGAAUACUUUCUAAUCACAAUCUUGGACCACCUCUACAGCUGUCUCUUUGGAACAUUCCUGUGUAACAGUGAACAGCAGCGGGUGAAAGAGGAGGUGCAGAAAAGAGCAGUCUCGCUGUGGUCCUACAUUAACAGCCAGCUGGAUGACUUUACCAACCCCCUGUAUGUGAACUACUCCAACCAUGUGCUCUUCCCCGUGGUCAGCAUGCGCCACCUGGAGCUCUGGGUGGGCUACUACAUCAGGUGGAACCCACGGAUGAGGCCUCAGGAGCCCGUGCAUCAGCGUUACAAGGAGCUGCUGGCCAAGAGGGUGGAGCUGCAGAAGAAGGUGGAGGAGCUGCAGCGCGAGGUGACCAACCGCUCAGUGUCUUCCUCCUCCGAGAGGGCGGGCUCUCCAACGCGCUCCAUCACGCCAGUGCAGACGUUUGUCUGAGGGGCACAGGUUUGCUGGCUCUGUCACUGCACCUGCUACCAUGCGUGCUGCUUUGAAACAAAUCGGUAUUUAUGAUCAACAUACAACUGCACUGCACUGUAGUACGUUAUUGCAGGGACUUCUCUGGCAAAAAAAAACUUGCAUUAGGAGACACAAAGCCCAGCACAAGAUCGAGCUUUUCCAAUGGCUAUGCGAAGACUCUUAUUAUUCAGAAGUGGAACUGGACUGCCAUUGACUGCCUCACACGAUAGCCAGACUAUAGUUACCUCUGGGUGGUGAUCUCGCAUCUUUGUUAGAGGUUAAUUACAAUAUUCACUAAUACCACCUGCUGGCAAGCCUUCUUCGUUAAUUUUAUUGUAUUUAUCAAGCUAAAUCCCCUUGAAAAUGUAUGCAAAAUUUGAUGUGUCUCUAAUUUAUUAUUUCA
Molecule: messenger RNA, 2542 nt
Organism: Lepisosteus oculatus (spotted gar)
Lineage: Eukaryota; Metazoa; Chordata; Actinopteri; Semionotiformes; Lepisosteidae
Gene: mtmr2
Product: myotubularin related protein 2
Biological process (GO): phosphatidylinositol dephosphorylation
Cellular component (GO): membrane; cytoplasm
Molecular function (GO): phosphatidylinositol-3-phosphate phosphatase activity; phosphatidylinositol-3,5-bisphosphate 3-phosphatase activity
Source: RefSeq, a predicted model, not a curated record